Salvia splendens (bonfire salvia) is the source of this 1716-nucleotide messenger RNA. Its product is annotated as pectinesterase. Gene Ontology annotation, molecular function: pectinesterase activity. The record is from RefSeq and is a predicted model, not a curated record. Gene Ontology annotation, biological process: cell wall modification. Lineage: Eukaryota; Viridiplantae; Streptophyta; Magnoliopsida; Lamiales; Lamiaceae. The coding region runs from base 439 to 1716 and encodes 425 amino acids. The transcript has 3 exons.
UAUUUCUAUAUAUAGUAGUCUAAAAUUGUGAAUCUCAUCACAAAUCCUACCACCAACCAACCAUGGAGAAUAUUCAAAAAAUCGUAAUCAUCUUCGCAUUCCUAUCUUUACUAGUCGACGCCGCCGUAUCCACCCCAGCCUCCCCUGAGGAGAGGUCCAGAUUCGGGUCGGUGAUCACCAAAACCUCAAGCAAGUCCAACUUCAAGAUCCCGAAGGAAUUCGAAAAGAUCUUAGGCAAGCACAAGAACCCAGAGGAAAUCAAAAGGCUCUUUUGACAAGUUCAAGAACCAAGGGAAAUUCAAAAGGGUCUUAGACAAGUACAAAUCCAAACUCCCCUGGAUAACAAAAAACAAAAAAAUCGAUCAAUUUCUGCGAGGUCUGUUAAGCCAGCAGAAGCAGUCGCCGCGCAGGCUGAGCGCGUUCGACGACUGCUUCGUGAUGACUGCCGACAUGAUAGACCAGAUCAAGACCAGCAUUGAGAUAUUCGAGGGCGUCGAAUGGUCCAAGGACGGCAUCUCAACCCUGAACGCGACGCAGAAGGUGCAAAUCUAUAACCUCCUCAGCGCCGCCCAGACCAACGUGGCCACCUGCCUCGACGGCUUCUCCCACAGCCGCGCUGACAAGAAGGUCCAGGCCAACCUCCAAGCCGACCUGAUGAUAUACCACCGCACCGCCGGCUUCUGGCUGUCGGUAGCGGAUGGCCUGGGGGGUAAGGACGCGAAGGAGGUCGCCAAGGAGGUGAAGAGGAGGAGGGGGGAGGAGUGGCCGGAGUGGCUGUCGGCUGAUGAUAGGAAGCUGCUGGAGGAGAAGGAGGUGAAUGGGCACCUGACGGUGGCGAAGAAAGGUGAGAAGUACCAGACGGUGUCGGCAGCGGUGGCGGUGGCGGUGGAGUUGGCGCGCAAGCUGGGGGAUAGUAAUAAGAGGAUUGUGAUUAGGAUAAAGGAGGGGAAAUAUAUGGAGAAUGUGGUGAUACCGAAAGAGCUGAAGAACUUGAUGUUCGUCGGAGAUGGCUACGACAAAACUAUUAUCGUCGCCAGCACGAACGUCGUCGACGGCAACACCACCUUCAAUUCCGCCACCGUAGGAGUUGCCGGAGAUGGUUUUCUUGCCCGUGACAUCACAUUUGGAAACAGUGCGGGGCCAUCGAAGCUACACGCCGUGGCCCUCCGCGUGAAUGCGGACUCCUCCGCCUUCUACCGCUGCGGCAUGCUCGGCAACCAGAACACCCUCUACGUCCACUCCGGCCGCCAGUUCUACAAACAGUGCACCAUUGUUGGCACAGUCGACUUCAUCUUCGGCAACGCCGCCGUCGUCUUCCACAACUGCGACAUCCGAGCACUCCGCCCCGAACCAAACAAAAAAUACACGAUCACCGCCCAGCGCCGCAGCCACCCCAGCCAGAAAACCGGCAUCGUCAUCCAGAACAGCGACAUCUUCGCCACGCCAGACGCCGAGGGAAAAUCUUCAACGUACCUCGGGCGGCCGUGGGGGAAGUACUCGAGGACCGUCGUGAUGGGGACUAAAAUCAGUGAUGGGAUACAUCCUGCUGGUUGGUCUGAGUGGGAUGGGAAAUUUGCUCUUGAUACUCUUUUCUAUGCUGAGUAUAACAACACCGGCGACGGGGCGGGUACGGCGAAAAGGGUGGAGUGGAAAGGGUUUCGGGUGCUGAAACCGGUGGAGGCGCAGUUAAUUUCAUCGCCGAUGGGAUUUAGCUGA